Balaenoptera ricei (Rice's whale) is the source of this 1496-nucleotide messenger RNA. It is a transcript of the gene C8H11orf65, whose product is annotated as chromosome 8 C11orf65 homolog. Lineage: Eukaryota; Metazoa; Chordata; Mammalia; Artiodactyla; Balaenopteridae. The transcript is spliced from 9 exons. The record is from RefSeq and is a predicted model, not a curated record. Bases 52 to 1008 code for a protein of 318 amino acids.
ACCUGGGGCAGAAGUGGAGUUCAGGCCGGCGGCGAUUGGCAAGUGAAGGGAAUGGUGUCUCCUCCCCCUCAGCCGGACUUUUGCAUGGCUUGGAAACAGGAAUCAGAAUUUACAAAGACAGAUAGAGCUGCCAGAGUCAUUCAGAAGGCCUGGAAAAGUUUCCUUGCAGAACUUCUAGAUGCUGCUGCUGGCAUUAAUGUACGAUUCAGAUUAGGUGGUGUUAAAUUUCCACCUGAAAUAUACUAUAAAAUUUUCACUCACAGACAUAUUGAAGAUCUGUGUGCUAAUAGCCCUAGAGAUUACACAAAACUUCCAGCAAAACGUACAUCUCAUAUUAAAAAUGAUAAUCUUCAGGAAGAGGAUUAUAGUGGCUGGUAUCGUCGUAUAGAGAACAAUGGCUGGAGGCCUGUUUCUGAUAAAUUUUGGAAGUCUACUGAAAAUGUAAUGGUGGGAGACAAAAAGGAAAGUGAAUUCCAUUUCUCUAAAUUGAAGAGAAGGCAAGAUAUAGAAAAGAAAAGAAAAAUUAAAAAAAUAGAAUGGAUGCGGCAAAUGUACUACACAGGAACCCUGGAGGCUAAGUCAACAAAUCAUGAAACUCUAGGUUUAAUUCACACAGCAACAAAAGGGCUAAUAAAAGCUUUCGAAGAUGGUGGAAUAGAUUCUGUGAUGGAAUGGGAAGUGGAUGAAGUGCUGAACUGGACAAACACACUCAACUUUGAUGAGUACAUUGCCAACUGGAAGGAAAUUGCUACAAGCAACUCUUCAGCUAACUUCAAAAGUUUCAGGUUUGAGCAAGCACGGGAAAAAAAAUAUGACUAUAAAGAUAUAUUGGAAGAGGAAAUGGGAACACAAGAAGAUACUUCAUUUGACAGUAUUUAUGAAGGACCAACUUUUACUAGACUAAGGAAGAAAGCAACUGAAAAUAAACAAGCUCAAAGAACAAGAUUUUCUAGGCUGCUGCAUAGACUUCUGAGAACCUGCUCUUCUCUCAGUCUCCAUGAUCCCUGAGAGGUCAAUCCUGUUAAUUAUACUCAUCAUCUGCGACUGAGCCAUACUUAGUUUGUUCCAUUUAGCAGAGGAAUUAACUUUGCUUUCCUAUACUUUUAAUAUCAAAUUCAAAGAAUUUCACUUUGGAAAAUAUCAAAUGUAGUGUCAAUUUUAGUAUACUUUAAUAAUCGAAAGUGUAUGCAUUCUUGCUUCGUAGUCUCGUUAGCUUCACCAAGAGGACAUGUAUUCCUAAACAUAAAAGCAAUUUUACUGGGAACAUGAAAAAUUAUGACAUUUUAUAAAUAUACAUAAAAUGUAGAAAAUAAUAUAAACACCCUUUUACCUACUAAACAGCUUUAUCAAAUCUAAGAUUAUUCAUAUUUGCUGGGCAAGAGAUAAAGCUCUCUUUGUACCCUUCACUGACCCCAUGCCCCUCCCUACCAACAAGAUGACUGCUAACUUGCUUAUCAUGUUCCUGUAUUUUUGGGUAUACAGUAUUUUUAUUUCAA